GGGGCCGUCGCGGCAGGCGAGUGACGUGACAUGCGCUGCUCUGCGUCAGCUUUACAGAGGCCACCAUUUCUCCUCCUUACGUCGUAUUAGUUGUCCCUCACAUUACUGAUGCUGUCCAGGAGUGGGUUAUGAAUCAAGCCAUGGUGCCUGUGGAUGGUCAUAAGGAAGAGCCCCAAAUAUGCGUUAUUGAGCUGGGUGGCACCAUUGGAGACAUUGAAGGAAUGCCGUUUGUGGAAGCAUUCAGACAAUUCCAGUUUAAAGCAAAAAGAGAGAAUUUCUGUAAUAUCCAUGUUAGCCUUGUCCCGCAGCCCAGUGCUACUGGAGAACAAAAAACCAAACCCACACAAAACAGUGUCCGUGCGCUGAGGGGAUUAGGCCUGUCUCCCGAUCUGAUUGUCUGCCGGAGUUCAACGCCCAUCGAAAUGGCUGUGAAGGAAAAGAUUUCUAUGUUUUGUCACGUGAACCCUGAACAGGUCAUAUGUAUCCAUGAUGUUUCUUCCACCUACCGAGUGCCUGUGCUUUUGGAGGAACAAGGCAUCGUUAAAUAUUUUAAAGAGAGAUUGGAUCUGCCCAUUGGGGAUUCUGCAAGUAGUUUGCUUUCCAAGUGGAGAAAUAUGGCUGACAGGUAUGAAAGGUUACAGAAAACAUGUUCCAUUGCCCUGGUUGGCAAAUACACCAAGCUCAGAGACUGCUAUGCCUCCGUGUUCAAAGCCCUGGAACACUCAGCCUUGGCCAUCAACCACAAGUUAAAUCUGAUGUACAUAGAUUCCAUUGAUCUGGAGCAGACUACUGAAACUGAGGACCCUGUGAAAUUUCAUGAAGCUUGGCAGAAGCUCUGCAAAGCUGAUGGUGUUCUUGUGCCAGGAGGCUUUGGAAUCAGAGGAACGUUGGGAAAACUCCAGGCAAUUUCUUGGGCACGGUCAAGGAAGAUUCCUUUUCUGGGAGUUUGCCUUGGGAUGCAGCUGGCAGUGAUAGAGUUUGCAAGAAACUGCCUUAACUUGAAAGAUGCUGAUUCCACAGAAUUUGAGCCAAAUGCCCAUAUUCCUGUGGUGAUUGAUAUGCCGGAGCACAACCCUGGCAAUUUGGGAGGAACGAUGAGGCUGGGAAUAAGAAGAACUGUUUUCAAAACUGAAAAUUCAAUAUUAAGGAAACUUUAUGGUGAUGUACCUUUCAUAGAAGAAAGACACAGACAUCGAUAUGAGGUGAAUCCUAGCCUAAUCAGCCAACUUGAGCAGAAAGACUUAAGUUUUGUAGGUCAGGAUGUUGAUGGAGAGAGGAUGGAAAUCAUUGAACUGGCAAAUCAUCCCUAUUUUGUUGGUGUCCAGUUCCAUCCCGAGUUUUCUUCUAGGCCAAUGAAGCCUUCCCCUCCAUACCUGGGGCUGUUACUUGCAGCAACUGGGAAUCUGAAUGCCUACCUCCUACAGGGAUGCAAGCUGUCUUCAAGUGACAGAUACAGUGAUGCCAGUGAUGACAGCUUUUCAGAGCCAAGGUUAGCUGAGUUGGAAAUCAGCUGAAACUGACCCAUGACUUGGAAUCACCAGGACAACCUGAGAGGGCUCUGAAGUAACUGAAGCCAAGAUGAAGGAACUAUCUGAUGAAAUCACCACACUCGUAGAAUCACUCUGUUCUCCACCAAACAUGGGAUGUCCAGCCUCAAGGGGAAUUUAAUAAUACAUACUUCAAUAAACCAGAAUCAAAGGGGUGGUUUUUCUUUUUCCUCCAGAGGCGACCGUUGGUUCUUGCAGAUUUCUUCAGCCGAUUAAACAUUUCCCAACUAUCUCAGUGGACAGAAAGUGUUUUGGUGUUUUGUCUGGCAUAUGGUGAUGUCCAGGUGGUAAGCAAGGAUCCAGGUAACUGAGGCUUCUCCAGGCUAUAUGGGAAGGCUGGCAGGGCACAGACAAUGACUAGUUUUGAGUCAAAAAUGAGUCCUUCUGUUACCUGGAAUUCAGCCACGGAUUUACAUGUGGCCCAAGCUUAUUUCAAUUUCUCACUGUUUAUUUCUAUUAAAAAGUAAAAUGAAACAGAUCCAAGACUAGGGUUGGUAAGUAAGACCCUGGCCUCAGGCAUUGAAUUUAAGGGAACAUAAAAAAAUUCAGGAGUCAAGAUCAGUAACACAUACACACACAUAUUUAAUUGAGGUGAAAUUCAUAUAACAUAAAAUUAACCAUUUCAAAGUGAACAAUGCAAUAGCAUUAGGUACUUUCACAGUGUUGUGCAACCACCACCUUUAUCUGGUUCCAAAACAUUUCCAUUCCUCCAAAAUAAAUCCCCACAUCCAUUAGCAGUCACUGUCCAUUCCUCCCUCCCAGCCCUCUGCAACUCCUUUCUAUUUCUGUGGAUUUGCCUAUUCUGGAUAUUUCAUAUUACUGGAAUCACACAACAUGUGGCCUUUUGUGUCUGGCCUCUUUCACUGAGCUUGAUGUUUUUUAAGUUCAUCCACAGUGUAGCCUAUGUCAGUUCUUCCUUCCUUUUUAUGGCUGAAUAGAAUUUCCUGGUAUGGAUUAAACUACAAUCUGUUUAUCCAUUCAUCCAUUGAUGGGCACUUGGGUUGUUUCUACCUUUUGUCUUUUGUGGAUAGU
Messenger RNA from Odocoileus virginianus texanus, 2579 nucleotides. The record is from RefSeq and is a predicted model, not a curated record. Lineage: Eukaryota; Metazoa; Chordata; Mammalia; Artiodactyla; Cervidae.